AUGCUGAACGCAGCAGCACCUGUGUGGGUUCCCGAGGGCCCCCGGCUGAUGUACCUGCCGAACGUCUCGGAUGGUUCCUUUGUGCCGGCGUCGCCCAUCGAGCGUGUUGAGGCCAUCCCGGAGCCCGGGUUGAUCAACCCGCGAUGGGCCUACCUCCGGUUCAUCUGGCGGCUCGUGCUCGUGGGCAGGCCCGACGUCCUGUACGUGUCGCUCCCCGGCGUACAGGCCGUGCAAAAGGACAGGGACGGGUGGCACGUCUGCCUGUGGGGCGGCCAACGGUCGACGGCACACCGGUACUUCUACCUCGAGCCCUACGCCAACAUCGAGCAGAAGCCCUCCCGCAUCGACCAGAGCCGGGACGCAGCGCCGUUCUGCGUGAAGCCGGCCGUGACCUGGCCGGACUACCUAGCGCGGGCGCAUGGGUACACACCGUGGAAGCUGGCUACCCCGGUGAAUGCUGGGCCCUGGCCGGAGCCCGCGAUGCCUGUCUUUCCGCCUCGGGUCACACCCCCUGUCUUUGCGCCUUGGCCGGUGCCUGUUUAUGCUCCUUGCCCACCGCCUAUCAUUCCUGGUUGGCAGAUGACUAGACAGUCGAGUUGGGAAGGCAUAUGGCAGUAA
Messenger RNA from Cryphonectria parasitica EP155, 618 nucleotides. RefSeq lists its product as uncharacterized. Bases 1 to 618 code for a protein of 205 amino acids. The record is from RefSeq and is a predicted model, not a curated record. Lineage: Eukaryota; Fungi; Ascomycota; Sordariomycetes; Diaporthales; Cryphonectriaceae. The transcript has 2 exons.